Molecule: messenger RNA, 508 nt
Organism: Racocetra fulgida
Lineage: Eukaryota; Fungi; Glomeromycota; Glomeromycetes; Diversisporales; Gigasporaceae
Source: the annotation of a GenBank genome assembly
AUGGAGAUAGCUUUACCAGAAUUUAGGAUUCGUGAUUCACCCCCUAGCUUAGCGUUAGAUAGCAGUUCAUUGCCCCCGAUAAAAAAAAUUGACAUAUAUGGAGAUAAAUCGCAGAUAUCAUCAUUGCGAAAUCAUGAUCGUAAUCGAAUCAAAUUAAUAAGUCCCAAAAUUAACACUAGCAAUUCUUAUGGAAAUCAUGUUAACGACGACGUAGAGCCAGACAUGAUAAAAAAUCGAUCUGAAUCUUUUUGUAGUUCCCAAAAAACUUUGGUGAGCUCAGUUCCUGAAUUUCUCGAAAGCGAUAAUCCUAUCAUGGAAAGUCCUGAUGAGAUGAGCGAUGAUGUGCAAAUAACUAAUAAUGCACAUAUAAGUGCUGAUGAACAAAAAGCAGAUAAUUUGCAUAAAAAUUUACAAAGAAAUAAUGUUCAUCCUCUUCGAAAACCUACUUAUGAACUAAAUGCAUUGAUAAUUUUGGUUUCUAUUGGAUCAUAUGUUCUUGGUUAUUUGG